GAAACCGUGGAAUUCCUCUAUUCCCUUUGCCAUGACUAUCGCCUCAAUUUCAAUACCCCGCCCAAAACUACCGGAGCUCCCCUCCACCGCCAUCCCCCUCCACCAACGUUUCAUCCCCGCCGCUGGUCACCAACACCAAAAAAACACAAUCAAUUUCAGAAAGCAGGAGCACAACCAGCAGCAAUCUAAAAAAGACCCACUCAGAGGCCGACUAACCUUCAAAAAGCAGUUCACCACUCUUCCUCCGCUACUUUCUCUCGAGAAUAAACGGAGGCUCUCCCUUGAAAACAAGCCGCCGCUGACGGAUAAUCAGGCAAUCGGCACAGUCACCUCGUCGCAAGCCAAUAUGAUGCGCGUGGUCGUGAAUUCGGAUUCGGAGAUUGAGAAUUCUGGAGUGGAACUGCUUUGUGUGGUGAAGGCUGUGUUGAAGAAAAUUAAGAUGCGAGUGUUUGUUGGGGAUAGGGUUUUGGUAGGGGCGAUUGACUGGGUGGGUAGGAGAGGUUGGAUCGAGAAUGUUUUUGAGCGGAAGACUGAGAUUCUCGAUCCUCCUGUGGCGAAUGUCGAUCAUUUGCUCGUGCUUUUUUCACUCGAACAGCCCAAAAUUGAACCGUUUAUGCUUUCUAUGUUUCUCCUUGAGGCUGAAUCUACUGGAAUUCCACUCACUCUUGCUUUGAAUAAAGCAGAGCUCGUUGAUGAAGUGACGAUGGUGGAGUGGAAAUCUCGGCUCGGUGAUUGGGGCUAUGAUCCAAUUAUUUGUAGUGUUGAUACUAAACAAGGAUUGGAUGCGCUGCAACUUAUUCUAAGAGAUAAAACAUCUGUAGUUGCUGGUCCUAGCGGUGUCGGAAAAUCAAGUUUGAUCAAUGCACUACGAGUCAGUACAAGUGUUAUUGGGCCUAAUGGAGAUGAUAAUUGGUUCGAACACAUUGUUGGCAGCAAGUGGUUGGAUGAGCAGCGUGUUGGUGAAGUGUCGACACGGAGUGGAAGAGGAAAGCACACUACUCGACAUGUGUCAUUGCUUCCAUUGCACGAAGGAGGAUAUCUCGCUGACACCCCGGGGUUCAGUCAACCUAGUUUGACCAAAGUAACAAAGAAGUCAUUUGCACAAUAUUUUCCAGAGAUACGGAAAAAGUUAGAGGAAAAUGGACCGUGUGCAUUUAGUGAUUGCUUGCAUCACGGUGAACAAGGGUGCGUUGUGGGAGGGGAUUGGGAAAGGUAUCCCUUCUAUCUUCAACUGCUUGACGAGAUUAAGAUCAGAGAGGAGUCUCAGUUGAGGAAUGUUGGGACUAAAAGAGAGAGUGAUGUGAGGGUCAAGAUUGGAGAAUCGGGUGUGAAGCAAUCUGAACCGAGAUUGGAAGCAAAGAAGCACAGGAGACAAUCUCGCAAGAAAGUUAAUCAGUCUUUACUAGAUGAUUUGGAUGAUGAUGAUGAUGAAAUGUCAGAUAGUGAAAAUUCCUAUGUAUGACGAAACUGUACAUUUCUGAUAGUUGAAGAAAAGAAGUAAUAUGGUGGUGGUGCAUGUUAUAUUGCAUUAUCAUUGUAAAUAUAUAGUAUCCACUGCCCUUGCUCUUUAGGUUAAAGGAAACGAAGAGUGUGAAAUUUUCAACUGUCCAUUUUGUGGCAACAGUCGGCAGGAAUAGAUGAUUAGAUGGUACAUGGAAUCAUGGGCAUACCGGAAUUUUGUUUCGAAUUUUGUUUCGAAUUUUGUUUUCUUCCGUUACGUUCGACUUUUGAUGGUGCUUUGUUGUGCAUAUUCUUCUUUUAUGGAAUGUCUACCAUAGAAAUUUAAUACUGUUA
This is a messenger RNA of Erythranthe guttata (spotted monkey flower), 1794 nucleotides long. Its product is annotated as Minichromosome maintenance (MCM2/3/5) family protein. Gene Ontology annotation, molecular function: GTP binding; GTPase activity. The record is from RefSeq and is a predicted model, not a curated record. NCBI's taxonomy places the organism in Eukaryota, Viridiplantae, Streptophyta, Magnoliopsida, Lamiales, Phrymaceae.